AUGAAUAGCAUCAUCUUACUCUAAAUUGUGAAAGGAAUUAUACUGAAAUUAACAAUUUUCAAUAUAAAUUCCAUUUUUUAACAAAAAAAACAGAGAGUUUAGGAAAAAGUUUAGUUCAAAAGGCAGUUAUAGAAGGUCGAUUUAACACUGCCAUAGAAUGAAAAGACGAAAAUCUUACGUCAGAAGCAAUUCCACUAAAAGACAUCCUGAACUUCAAUUUGAACUCAGUCCCAAAUCUUUAUGAGUACAAUCCUGCCAAAUCAUUUUUCAAAAUCGACUUUACAGACCACGAUAUGAUGGCACGAGCAAUUACAAAGGUCACCCCACCAAACGAAAAGUUUAAAGCUGUCUUUCUUGAAGAGCCAAUGAGCAUAUGCGGGAUUAAUUAUAUGGGAAAAAUCGUCAUAAGUCAUCCUGACAAUGUAUCUUUCACGAUUUACCUUCCAGGAGAGCUUACUUAUGACCCAGCCGCAAGAUUUAGUAACGAAGAAGAUUGCUUAUGGGUCGAUUCUUCUCAGUUUACUCUAAUUAUCGCUUUUACGGUGGUUUUGAUCAAGGCAGCAAUGGUGGGAGCCCCAAAGGAUUUUUUAAAGAAAACUUACCUCAUAACAAAGCCAAUUAUUUCUCAGUAUUAUAAAAAGGAGCUUUUGUUCAGAUGGAUGUAUAAACAAGUAAAAUUUGCCUGCAUUAAAAAAGUGCAACCUGCGCCUUAUGGAGAAAUUUUAGCCAAAAGAAGCUUCACAACAGUUUUAUUAGGGAAGCAAGCCCCAAGUGCGCAUACAAAGCUAUAUUUAGAAAAUUAUUUAAAACUUAAAACUGGAGGAAUUCCAAAUGAAACAAUAAAGAUACCCACCCAAUAUUUCGAAGAACUCAAAGAGGACACAGAAGUAGAAGAUGAAAUAAAAAAAGCAGCUGAAGCUAAUACAUCUCGUAAUAAUAUCCUCUUUUAGUUGAAUAAACAUUCAAGGUGCCUAUUUAGAAUGCAACUAUCUUUGUUGUCUAUAUAAUUUAAGAGGCUAUAAGCAUACCCUAGCGCUAACUUCACUCCCAAUUUUGGUUGAAGACACAAAUGGUGGACCAACUAUUGACGAAAUUGAAAUGGAAAUUGAUAACAUCUGUGAAGGCUAUAUCAGAGCAAUGGACAUCAAUUUCUUCAAAAUUGAACAGCUACUUAAAGAUGGAAAGCGUUACGAAGAUCCAAUGGAAGACCCCAAAUUCGCAAUAGAGUCCUCAUUAUCAUCCCAAUGCCCUAUUUUUUAA
Messenger RNA from Blepharisma stoltei, 1260 nucleotides. NCBI's taxonomy places the organism in Eukaryota, Ciliophora, Heterotrichea, Heterotrichida, Blepharismidae. The record is from the annotation of a GenBank genome assembly.